Eurypyga helias (sunbittern) is the source of this 537-nucleotide messenger RNA. Its product is annotated as histidine--tRNA ligase, cytoplasmic-like. The record is from RefSeq and is a predicted model, not a curated record. The annotation marks the transcript as partial. Gene Ontology annotation, molecular function: identical protein binding. Gene Ontology annotation, cellular component: mitochondrion. Gene Ontology annotation, biological process: mitochondrial translation. NCBI's taxonomy places the organism in Eukaryota, Metazoa, Chordata, Aves, Eurypygiformes, Eurypygidae. The transcript is spliced from 5 exons.
GCACAGGAGGUGGCAAAGCUGCUGGAGAUGAAGGCACGGCUGGGGGGAGAUGAGGGGAAACACAAAUUCGUGCUUAAAACCCCAAAGGGCACGCGGGACUACAGCCCUAAGCAAAUGGCCAUUCGCGAGAGGGUCUUCAAUGCGAUCAUCACCUGCUUCAAGCGCCAUGGAGCAGAAGUCAUUGAUACACCGGUGUUUGAGCUGAAGGAGACGCUGACAGGGAAAUACGGCGAGGACUCAAAGCUCAUCUACGAUCUGAAAGAUCAAGGAGGAGAGCUGCUGUCCCUGCGCUAUGACCUGACAGUGCCCUUUGCUCGCUAUUUGGCGAUGAACAAGAUCACCAACAUUAAACGCUACCACAUCGCUAAGGUCUACAGGCGGGACAACCCGGCCAUGACCAGGGGCCGCUACAGGGAGUUCUACCAGUGUGAUUUUGACAUCGCUGGCCAGUUUGACCCCAUGAUUCCCGAUGCCGAGUGCCUGAAAAUUGUGCAUGAGAUCCUGAGUGACCUGCAGCUCGGGGACUUUCUCAUUAAG